Molecule: messenger RNA, 3330 nt
Organism: Benincasa hispida (wax gourd)
Lineage: Eukaryota; Viridiplantae; Streptophyta; Magnoliopsida; Cucurbitales; Cucurbitaceae
Product: Sec23/Sec24 protein transport family protein
Biological process (GO): intracellular protein transport; COPII-coated vesicle cargo loading; endoplasmic reticulum to Golgi vesicle-mediated transport
Cellular component (GO): COPII vesicle coat; endoplasmic reticulum exit site
Molecular function (GO): zinc ion binding; GTPase activator activity
Source: RefSeq, a predicted model, not a curated record
AUUUUGCCUAAAAAAAUGUAUAAUAAUAAUUAAAAAAGAAAUCAAUGGUGGAAAAGAACGGAAAUUUUUGUUCGUCCUCAUGAGUCAUGGCAGGCAAAAUCGGCUGAGAUCUAAUUACACGAAGGCGGAAGUUGAGUUUUCACCGUAGACGACGGUCGACGGACGCCGCGACUGUCGAGAAAAUCCGACUGCAACGGCUGUUGCCUCCAUUGCCAGUCUCUGCUUAGUCAAACUCACUCUGUUUUCCCGACGAACGCUUCUUCCUGGUUAGGUUAUACGAAUUUGAAAUGAAUUUCGCUUCAUUGGAUCAAUUGCCUGAUUCAUUUCAUCUGACGAGUCUUCGAUUUUGUGCUUCUUCUUCGGGUUCUUUACGAUGAAGGCAUCUGGAUUCCACCAUCUCCUGGAGUUUUUCCGUGCCAUUUUCGAUUAGUUUGUUAUCUGAUAUCAUCCUUAUUGUCCUCCGAUCGUUUUCUCACUCGUCGAUUCUCGUUGUUCUCGAUUUUCAAAUGGCCUAUACACCGCAGUCUUCCCCUGGAUUUUCUGCCACGCAACCCGACACCCCGGCACCAAGCUCUGAGACAAAUCCGAUGCCUCCGCCCUUAAUUUCGACAGGACCAUCCAGAUUUCCUCCAAAAUUCCAACAGGAUCAGAUGCCAUCUCCUUCCAUCAGAACGCCAGCUGCACCCUCUCCGGCGAAUGGAAUUAAAACUGGCAGUCCCAUUCCUCAUUUGAGUACUCCUCCUGGACCCCCUGUUUUUACUUCUCCCAUCAGGCCUGCUGCUGUCCCCUUUCGUACUUCACCGGCAUCUCCUCAGCCAAUUAUAUUCUCUUCUGCUUCGUCCUUACCAGCUUCUACACCUCCACAUUUUUUGAAUGCGUCGGGUGGGUUGCAACACCAGAUAUCUGAUGUUUCAGAGGACUCAAUGCCUGUAGUGGAAUCGCCAAAUGUUCUAUUUUCUUGCCAGAAGGUGCUGAAGGUGAAGAAACAAACUAAUGUUCCUAGUUUGGGUUUUGGAGCACUGAUUUCGCCUGGGAGGGAAAUAUCAUCAGGUCCUCAAAUAAUACAGCGUGAGCCUCAUCGUUGCCCAAGCUGUGGAGCUUAUUCAAAUCUGUAUUGCAAGAUCUUAAUUGGUUCAGGUCAGUGGCAGUGUGUAAUUUGUCGGAAGUUGAAUGGAAGUGAGGGUGAAUACGUAGCACCAAGCAAAGAAGAUCUUUGUCAUUUUCCAGAACUGUCAUCAUCUAUGGUUGAUUAUGUCAGAACUGGGAACCGGAGACCAGGAUUUAUUCCAGCUUCUGACUCAAGAACGUCUGCACCCGUUGUUCUGGUUAUUGACGAGUCUUUAGAUGAGCCACAUCUGCAGCAUCUCCAGAGCUCCUUGCAUGCUUUUAUUGAUUCAGUUUCACCCACAACAAGAAUUGGAAUUAUACUGUAUGGCCGUACUGUAUCAGUAUAUGAUUUUUCAGAGGAAUCUGUUGCCUCUGCUGAUGUGCUUCAUGGUGAUAAAUCACCAACUCCGGAGUCUUUAAAAGCAUUAAUUUAUGGAACAGGGAUAUAUUUAUCACCAAUGCACGCCUCACUCCCUGUAGCGCACACAAUAUUUUCAUCACUGAGGCCUUAUAAAUCAAGCAUUCCAGAAGCCUCUAGAGAUAGAUGCCUUGGUACUGCAGUUGAAGUUGCUCUUGCCAUAAUCCAAGGACCAUCAGCAGAAGUGUCUCGAGGAGUGGUUAGAAGGUCGGGUGCUAAUAGUAGAAUUAUUGUUUGUGCUGGUGGACCGAAUACAUAUGGCCCUGGAUCAGUUCCCCAUUCUGUCAGUCACCCAAAUUACCUGCACAUGGAAAAGUCUGCUCUAAAUUGGAUGGAGCAUCUUGGGCGUGAGGCUCAUCAGCAGAAUACAGUGGUUGACAUUCUAUGUGCUGGAACGUGCCCUGUAAGAGUUCCUAUCUUGCAGCCCCUUGCAAAAGCUUCUGGUGGUGUUUUGGUUCUUCAUGAUGACUUUGGGGAGGCCUUUGGUGUAAACUUGCAGAGGGCAUCUGCUAGGGCUGCAGGUUCUCAUGGUUUACUAGAAGUACGCUGUUCUGAUGACAUUCUAAUCACCCAAGUUAUUGGUCCGGGCGAAGAGGCACACAUAGAUACACAUGAAACCUUCAAAAAUGACACCUCUCUUUACAUUCAAAUGCUAAGUGUAGAAGAAUCCCAGAGCUACUCACUCUCCAUGGAGACUAAAAGAGACGUAAAGAGUGAUUUUGUAUUUUUCCAGUUUGUUGUACAGUAUUCUAAUGUUUAUCAAGCUGACAUAUCAAGACUAAUUACUGUCAGAUUACCUACUGUUGAUAGCUUAUCAGAAUAUCUUGAAAGUGUUCAAGAUGAAAUAGCUGCAGUCCUUAUUGCCAAGAGGACAGCCUUGCAAGCUAAAAGCCAGUCUGAUGCAAUGGAUAUGCAGGCUACAAUAGAUGAAAGAGUAAAAGAUAUUGCUUUGAAAUUUGGUACCCUGGCACCAAAGUCAAAGAUUUAUCGGUUUCCAAAGGAACUAUCUUCAAUGCCAGAGCUUCUGUUUCAUUUGAGAAGAGGCCCUCUUCUUGGAAGCAUUGUUGGUCAUGAAGAUGAAAGGUCUGUAUUGAGAAAUUUGUUUCUGAAUGCAUCCUUCGACCUUUCCCUCCGUAUGGUAGCACCUCGCUGUUUAAUGCACCGGGAGGGGGGUACUUUUGAAGAGCUUCCAGCAUAUGACCUAGCUAUGCAGUCAGAUGCUGCUGUCGUGCUUGACCAUGGAACAGAUGUCUUCAUUUGGUUGGGUGCUGAGCUUGCAGCUGAAGAAGGAAAAAGUGCAGCUGCUUUAGCAGCUUGCAGAACAUUAGCAGAAGAGCUUACUGAAUCAAGGUUUCCGGCUCCCAGGAUUCUUGCAUUCAAGGAAGGGAGCUCUCAAGCUCGGUAUUUUGUUUCUCGGCUGAUACCAGCACACAAGGACCCUCCUUAUGAGCAGGAGGCGAGAUUUCCACAACUUAGAACAUUGUCCACAGAACAGAGGACAAAGCUGAAAAGUAGUUUUCUUCAUUUCGAUGAUCCCAGUUUUUGUGAAUGGAUGAGAAGCUUGAAGUUGAUCCCACCAGAACCAAGUUAAAGUAGGAUUUAUUCUCCCUCUCUCUCUCUCUCCUUCCAAUCUUUCCUCUCUCUUUUCAUACGGGAAAAUUUUAUACUGACUGAAGAAGUUCUUUCGCAUUUGUAAUUCUUACGGAUGGUUGCAAUAAGCUUUGGAGGAACGAAAGAUUAUUCUAUGCGGUUUUGUGCGAGGCAGGUUCUUUAAUUUUAGAAAUGAAAAUACCUUUCUAGCAUCA